AAUGGAGAAACAGCAUGAAAAGGAAGCAGAGCUAGACAAAAUCACUAGGAGAAAAGGAAAAACACAGAGACCAUGGCUGCAACUUCAGCAACAGCAACGACAGCAUCGUCACAGCUCCACUUCUCAAGCUCUCACUCAAUCUCUCGUCUCUCCCCUUUCCACCUACGUGUCUAUGACUCCAGGACUCUUGUCUCAUUUCCAACCAACAGCAAGAGAGGGCAUGGAGUCAGCGGAGUGAGGUGCAUGGCGGUGGGGACGGCGUCGGAAGCAGAGACCAAGAAGAAGAGUGGAUUUGAAAUUCAGGCACUCACGAGCUGGUUGCUGAAGCAGGAGCAAGCGGGUGUUAUUGAUGCUGAGCUCACUAUUGUGAUUUCAAGCAUUUCCAUGGCGUGUAAGCAGAUUGCUUCACUGGUGCAGAGAGCUAGUAUUUCCAACUUGACUGGAGUUCAGGGAGCUGUUAACGUUCAAGGGGAGGAUCAGAAGAAGCUUGACGUGGUCUCCAACGAGGUGUUCUCUAAUUGCUUGAGAUCGAGUGGACGGACUGGGAUCAUAGCAUCGGAGGAGGAAGAUGUACCAGUGGCCGUGGAAGAGAGUUACUCAGGCAACUACAUUGUGGUGUUUGACCCACUCGAUGGAUCAUCCAACAUCGAUGCUGCAGUGUCUACUGGGUCUAUCUUUGGAAUAUACAGCCCAAAUGAUGAGUGCCUCGCAGACAUUGGCGAUGAUUCCACGCUGGACUCAACAGAACAAAGGUGCGUUGUGAAUGUGUGUCAGCCGGGAAGCAACCUCCUUGCCGCUGGAUACUGCAUGUACUCAAGCUCUAUCAUCUUUGUGGUCUCCAUCGGAACGGGGGUGUUCGCCUUCACCUUAGACCCCAUGUAUGGGGAAUUUGUUUUGACUCAGGAGAACAUCCAGAUACCUAAGUCGGGAAAAAUUUACUCAUUUAACGAAGGCAACUACCAAUUGUGGGAUGAUAAACUGAAGAAGUACAUUGAUGACCUCAAGGACCCAGGUCCCAGUGGGAAGCCCUACUCCGCUCGAUACAUUGGAAGCUUGGUUGGGGACUUCCACCGAACACUGCUAUACGGUGGGAUUUAUGGGUACCCAAGGGACAAGAAGAGCAAGAAUGGGAAGCUGAGGCUCUUGUAUGAGUGUGCACCAAUGAGCUACUUGGUGGAACAGGCUGGUGGGAAAGGAUCGGAUGGUCACCAGAGAAUACUCGACAUUCAGCCGGUGGAAAUACAUCAGCGUGUUCCGCUUUACAUCGGUAGCGUGGAGGAGGUGGAAAAACUAGAGAAGUACUUGGCCUGAUUGAAAUGUGAAAGCAAAGAGUUUGAUUUUGUUUAUGGGAGAACAUGUUUUGUGGAAGUCUCUGCAGGAGCUCCCUGAAUUGAUAAUUAAUCAGUUACAAAAACUCGGAAAGGCCUAAAAGCAGGUCAUUUGUGUUC
Molecule: messenger RNA, 1448 nt
Organism: Vitis vinifera (wine grape)
Lineage: Eukaryota; Viridiplantae; Streptophyta; Magnoliopsida; Vitales; Vitaceae
Product: fructose-1,6-bisphosphatase, chloroplastic
Exons: 4
Coding region: 73-1311 (412 amino acids)
Biological process (GO): fructose metabolic process; fructose 1,6-bisphosphate metabolic process; fructose 6-phosphate metabolic process
Cellular component (GO): cytosol; cytoplasm
Molecular function (GO): fructose 1,6-bisphosphate 1-phosphatase activity
Source: RefSeq, a predicted model, not a curated record